Diospyros lotus (date-plum) is the source of this 1264-nucleotide messenger RNA. RefSeq lists its product as uncharacterized. Lineage: Eukaryota; Viridiplantae; Streptophyta; Magnoliopsida; Ericales; Ebenaceae. The record is from RefSeq and is a predicted model, not a curated record. The coding region runs from base 105 to 779 and encodes 224 amino acids. The transcript has 2 exons.
CGCGCGCGGGCGCACGCGUGUAAUAUAAUAUCUUGUGUGCACAAUAAAAACUGGCAUUUGGAAACUACAUGAUGAGGUAAGAGGAGAGGAGCCCAAACAAAAGUAUGGGUAGCACCAAGAGCAAGGACAGGAGCAGCCCAUGUGAGAACAAAGGCUUGAAAGAAAAGGUGAGGUUUCUGGAGAGGGAGAUUGGAGAGAUUAUGCGCAUCAGAGAGAAUGAGAACCAGGCCCAUGAGCAUGAGAUGGUGGUUUAUGCGUUUAAAGAGGCAGAGUGGAAGAGGGAGAGGAAGAUGCUGAGAGAGGAGGCGAAGAAGCUGAGGAAGACGGUGGAAGCGAGGGAGGAGAGGGUGAGGGAAAUGAAAGAAGGGGUGCCGGGAGAGAAGAUGGAGAAAGAGUUGGAGUACUGGGAGCUUCUGGGGACUACCAGCUACAUGGUGGAGCAAAUGAUGGAGGAGAGAGCCCGGCGCGACGAGGCGGUGGAGAAGUGGAAGCGGCUCUAUCUGGCCAUCAAGAUUGAGCUAGAUGAUCUCAUCCAGAGGACACACCAAGGAGAAAGAUGGCGGUGGAAAGCAGAGGAAGAAGAACCGUUGAGGCAGGAACUGAAAGCAAAGGAAGAAACCAUUGCACUUCUGCAAGCAAGAUUAGCUUCUGUGGAGAAAGAGGGAGCCAGAAGGGACAGAGAGGUGGACAUACUGAGGCAGAGCUUGAGAAUCGUGACCCACAAGAAGAAGCAGCCAACAACUGUUGCCAAGAACCUCGGUAGAAAGUUGCAUUUGUAAAACAACAGAAACGUAGGUUAUAUUAUCAUUGUACAAGGCAAGAUAGAAUGCUGAAGUCCAAAAAUGCUAUAUGCUUUAUCAGUCUGAUAAAAAGAGAGAUCACCAUUAUCAUGCCAAUUCAUUUCUACCCAGCCAAAUUUUAUCCCAAAAUACCUCAACAUCUGACUGCAUGCAGGUUUCAGAGUCCAGGAGGCAGAACUACAACAAUCAAAGAGAGACACCAGUAUCAUCCUCCUGCUAUCAAUCAGUGAGAUCAUCCGGUAGUGUCAGGACAAACAAAUUAAACUAGACACUCUUUCUUUAGAAAAGCAAGUCUAAGAUAAGAAUGAUCUGUUUUUUAUGAUGAAACCCAAAAUGUGAGUCAUCAUCAAGACUGACUGGUAGCUAAACAAGGUGAAUGAGUUGCUAAAUACGUAUAUGAACAUCAUUAUUUAAUAUUUCCCUUAUAAUCAUCAGAACGAAUCAUCUAUAAUGCAAGUCAAUGG